CUCUGAAUGAAUAGCUAAAGCAGGAAACUCAGCUGAUGCUCCAGGCACUGACAUCUUCUGCACAGAUCUCUUAAAGUGAAUGGGACAGCAGAAGAUGAUCUCUGUGUUGUGGCUUGCAUGCUGGAUCUCUGUGGCGUAUUCGUUGCAUAAUAGGUCACGUAUUGUUAUCCUUGUGCCUGUAGGAGAGGCUGUGGCUAUCAGCUGUCCACUAUUAUCUUCUCAGCAAUCUAACCGCAAUGUGACUUGGUACAGAAAUGGCAGUGUUAUACCACUAAUAGCAGAUAACUACCUGAGGAUCCAUCAGCGAAGGAACCUGCUUUGGCUUAUCCCUGCCAAGAUAGAAGAUUCAGGAUUUUAUGAAUGUCACAUCGGAAACUCAGAAACAGAUGGCAGGGAACUGCAAGUUUUUGAGAACGAUGAUGGUUUAUAUUUCAAUAAAAAUGCAGCCUAUGUACAAAAGCUACCCUUAGAGAACAAUGGAAAUUUGGUUUGUCCCGAUCUGGAAUAUUUUGAAAGUGAAAAUAGUUCACUUAUUUUGCAGUGGUCCAAGGCAUACAGUCCUGGAUUAUUUGAAGAUCAGAGAUUUCGAGCUUUAGAAUACAUCCUUUCGAUUAACAAUGUGAAUGAGAGUGAUAAAGGUAUCUAUGUGUGCCAAACAACAUAUACCUACAUGGGAAAAUGGUAUAAUGUUUCACGAGCCAUUAAUCUGAUCACUUACGCCUCUCCACUGAAAUUACCACAAAUUAUUUAUCCCAAAAACAAUUCAAUUGAAGUAGAACUUGGAUCAAAAGUUCUCAUAGAGUGUAAUGCUUCUGGAGACACACAAGAGAUAUUUACAGCCUGGGAGGUCAAUGGAACAGAACUUGAAGAGUUUGAUGACACACUGAGAGUGGAAACGUAUUCUCAUGUAUCUCUUUCUGGAAAAUGGAUAGUGGGAACAAAAUUCAAUAUCUCUGUAGUGAAAAACAAAGACUACUUGACAUUUCUGUGUUUUGUAUGGACUCCUACGUUUGAAGGAGCGGCUGUGUAUAUCAUGCUACAACGUCCAACUAAAAAUAUUCAGGGUUAUUUGAUUGGAGGACUGGUUUCACCCAUACUUGUUAUCCUGGCUGCGGUUCUUACUUACAAAAUUUUCAAGGUUGACAUUGUGCUUUGGUAUCGACAGUCCUGUCAGCCUCUAUUCAGGAAAGAAGUUUCAGAUGGAAAGCUUUAUGAUGCAUAUGUGGUGUACCCCUCAAAUGUAGCAAACUGCAUGUAUUCAUCUGAUAUCUUUGUCCUGAAAGUGCUACCUGAAGUUUUGGAAAAACAGUGUGGAUAUAAUCUCUUUAUAUGUGGCAGGGAUGAUUUACCAGGGCAAGCUGUGAUCACUGUUGUCGAUGAAGCUAUCAGACUAAGUAGAAGAGUGAUCAUUGUGUUAGUACCAGAUUCAUAUUCCAACAAAGUGCAGAGAGAUACCAAUGAACAACAAAUAGCUAUCUACAAUGCUCUUAUUCGGGAUGACAUUAAAGUUAUAUUGAUUUUGCUGGACAAAAUAAAAGACUAUGCCAACAUGCCGGAACCUAUAAAAUAUCUGAAACAAAGACAUGGGGUACUCAUAUGGAAAGGAGAUUUUUCAGAGCAAUCUCAGCUAGCAACUACAAAGUUCUGGAAAAAUGUGCGGUAUCGAAUGCCAGUUAGACAUAGUCCACCUUCCUUGGACCAUCAGUUGAUGCCAGUGACUCUUACAGCUACUUGGAUAUCAGAAGGAUGACAAGGUUACAGCUGAAUUGUAUUGUUUACCUAUGUCUUUUCUUAUGAAUGGUGCCAAGGUGCUUAUGGGUGUGCUGUAUGGCUAUGCAUAUGGCAUCUUUGAGGUUGGAAUCAUGCCCAGAAAUGUACAUUUGUAAGCACUUAAAGAGAUCCAGCUACAAUAGUCUGUGUUUAGCCAUGCACCUGAAGUUUUGGACCUACCAUGGGAAUUAUCAUGUGGAUGAUUAAGAGGAAAAAGGAAACAGCCGCUACUUUAUAUAAGAGAAUUACUCUACAGUUAAAAGAAAGAAAUAUGAAGGAACCUUUUCAGGUUAUGCACAUCUUUAAAUGUUUUAACCAAAAACCAAGAGUUUGAAUAAAACAGCUGCUGUUUGUAGCUGCUUCACUCUUCAUGGCCUUGUUUGUUCAUCCUUUAAAACUACAGCUCUAUAUACUGUGCAUAUUACUCUAGUAUCUCCCAAGGAGAAAUAGAACACUGUAACUCGUUAUCCAGGUAGAUUGCCUUGCCAAAAUGUGAAUGCAAAAGCAAAGAAUGCUUGGUUCAUAUUUUUAUGAAAUGUUAAAUUUUUUAAUCCUGACAUAAAUUAUGAGAUUGAUUUUGAUGUUAAUUGGGUAGUAGGGUGGGAUUUUUUAAAAAGCUUAAGACAUCUGCACAGCAUUCAAAUAGUUAAACAUGUAAUUCAGUUACGGGCACUUUGCAAUGCUAUGGGCACUUUGCAAUGAGCAGUAGCUGUACUUAAACAUAAAUGCCUUAUUUUUAUGGCAGAGGUUUGCAAUAAACUCUUAAGAAUGUUAUAAUUUUUAUAAUUAUAUGAUUGCUAUGAAUAGCAUAAUA
This is a messenger RNA of Gekko japonicus, 2584 nucleotides long. Its product is annotated as interleukin-1 receptor type 1-like. The record is from RefSeq and is a predicted model, not a curated record. Bases 80 to 1750 code for a protein of 556 amino acids. Gene Ontology annotation, biological process: signal transduction; regulation of inflammatory response. The transcript has 11 exons. Gene Ontology annotation, molecular function: interleukin-1, type I, activating receptor activity. NCBI's taxonomy places the organism in Eukaryota, Metazoa, Chordata, Lepidosauria, Squamata, Gekkonidae.